UUCCUUUUUGAAUAUCAUCGGCCCCCUUUCUCUUGGUGGUCGCUCCCUAAAAGUUCUCUUCGAGAAGGAGGUCUCGGUUAAUACACGACGCCGCAGGAUCGUAUUUCUAGAUUCAUCUUUCCUAAGAAGCAUCCUAAAUAACCACAAAGAGACCUGGCAGCCUGUGUACGCUACUGUUGCCCAAUCGAUAACCCAGGCCAGGACGCCUUAACAAAGAUGGACUACCAACACUUCUCAUACUCGGACACUAUGCAACUUCCGCUCUACGUGGAAAGUCCGCCAAUGGAUACUUUGGCUGAUGGCAUGAUUGAUCCGGUCCUCAAGCCUUCGACUUCUCCUUGGGCCCCGCAGAUGCGGCGUUACCUGUCAGAAAACAACAAACCUUCGCUUUUCGGCUAUCAGAUGACCGAAUCUGCCUUCCCUGAUACUGUCACGCGAAGAGAUGAUGCGAUAGCACCACUCCCAUCUAGCUUACAUCAGCGUCGAGAUUCACCCUCGUUUUCUCAUACAUCAUCGACGAGUAGUAGUAUGUUAAGCCCACCGGGUGAUAUUGACUACUACCAAGCAAACUCACCACCAACGCCCCCUGACACGACGUUUAUGUCUCCAUUCAUCAACCAUUAUGAGAGUACCAACUGUCAUGCCCAACUAUGCCAGUUCACCGGCCUUGCGGAUAACUGCGUGAAACCUAUUGAUAUUAACCCAUAUCAAGAGACGCCCGAGAGUUACUGCGAUGACAAUAACCCUAGGGCUGAAUUUCCUUCGAGAGGUUACAGUAUGUCAAGCGACGAUAGUGGCGUCCACACGGAAAUGUGCUGUAGAAGAGAGAAGACCGAAAUCGUUCAACCAAUGAGCCCCGAAGGAUUCACCCCGAUUGUGAAAGAAGAAAUAAACAUUCCAGAAUCUAUUGAGACUUACCCUGCAUUCGAAUCAGACGACGAAGUGACGUCUAGCGAGGAAGCGCUCCUCUUAAGUAUAAAACACGAAGAUGCAGAGGACGACGAUUAUAAACCAAAUCAAAGGCAGAAGCGCACAAAGUCCAAUGCAGGCCGUCAUGCGAGAAACCGCAAGCGACGUAGCAGUUCGGGGGUUUCCCCAGAAUUGAAGCGGCCCAAGGUCGAGUUCAGCAACUCCAACACAAUCGGAAGAUCGACUACUAAACCCAUGAUUCAAGGGGCAAAGGGCAGUUACUCUUGCACCGAGUGCUCCAAAAAGGUUUUCUUCAAGGAUGAGAACAGCCUGCAAAAUCACAUCAAGAAGCAGCACACUCGACCAUUCGUAUGUGUCUUCGGUUUCGCAGGUUGCAAUUCGACUUUUGCCAGCAAGAAUGAAUGGAAGCGACAUUGUUCUUCGCAGCACCUUGUUUUGAAUUAUUGGAUCUGUCAGCAGGACCAAUGCUCCAAGGCUUCGAGCAAAUCCUCUCCUGCCCGCCAUCGCUCCAAUGUCCACUGUUCUCAAUACAGCUCCUCAAGUAACCUUCCUCGUGGGACUAUCUUCAACCGUAAGGACCUAUACACACAGCAUCUCCGCCGCAUGCACAUUCCGCCAAACCUCAAGAAGCAGGUCAAGCAAAGGAAGCCGGCCCCCGAAUGGGAAGCCCGCGAACGCAUGCACCAAGACGAAGCAAAGAGGACGCGUUGCAGCCUCCCGACACAUAUGCGAUGUCCAGCUUUCGGCUGCGGCGGCCGUUUCGACGGACCAAAUGCUUGGGAUGAUCGAAUGGAGCAUGUCGCCAAACAUCUCGAGAAAGCUGUCACUGGCUCGGAGCAGCCAAUCGAAUUUGGCGGAAAACAUGACAAUACCCUCAUUGACUGGGCCACGCGCGCCGACAUUGCCAUUAUCGAGAGGGGCGAAAAGGGGAAGUGGAAACUACGCAACCCCCUUAAACCCAGCGACAGCUUGACAGCUGAGGCCAGCAUGGACGUAGAGGGGGACGAGGAUGCCGAGGGUGAAGAGGUUGAUGAGUAAAUGGCUCUAACGAGGCACGGUUCGCCUCACAAACCGUUAAAAUACCCUUUAAUACCGUUGAUGGCAAUGCAACUAGGCAGGGCAGAUAUGUAUCCC
Annulohypoxylon truncatum is the source of this 2064-nucleotide messenger RNA. RefSeq lists its product as uncharacterized. The transcript has a single exon. Bases 217 to 1968 code for a protein of 583 amino acids. Gene Ontology annotation, molecular function: DNA-binding transcription factor activity. Lineage: Eukaryota; Fungi; Ascomycota; Sordariomycetes; Xylariales; Hypoxylaceae. The record is from RefSeq and is a predicted model, not a curated record.